Molecule: messenger RNA, 3263 nt
Organism: Physella acuta
Lineage: Eukaryota; Metazoa; Mollusca; Gastropoda; Physidae
Product: hepatoma-derived growth factor-related protein 2
Source: RefSeq, a predicted model, not a curated record
UAAAAAUACAAAAUAGCUCCAAAUGUUAGCAAAGACUGGCAAUCAAAUAUAGAUCUAGAAUUGCAAUAUGGCGUCUUUAGGCUAAGUUCUGCAUAAUUUUUCAAUGUUGUAGAACUUUUCUACAGCGCAAACACGUAUAUCUUUAAGCUGAAGUAUUCAAAAGCAGAUUCUUUUGUUGUUAUAAACAGAAAUUAACAUAGAUCAUCAUGGCCACUGAGCAGUACAAACCAGGGGACAAAAUAUUCGCCAAGAUGAAAGGCUAUCCCCAUUGGCCAGCUCGGAUUGAUUACAUACAGGAAGGGUCGGUGAAGGCACCAAAAGGAAAAUAUCCCAUAUUUUUUUAUGGAACGCAUGAAACUGCCUUCUUGGGUCCCAAAGAUAUUUACCCGUAUGAAAAGUUUAAAGAAAAGUAUCACAAGCCCAACAGCAGGACAGCUUUCAAUGCUGGCCUGUGGGAAAUCAUCAACAACCCAGAUGUGGUGUUUCAACCAGCGGUAACAAACAUUGACUUGACCCAACCUGUUGAUGAUGUCGUUGUUGAUGAUGAUGUUGUUGAUGCUGAUGAUGUUGACCACCAGGCAGAUGUUCCCGUUGUCAAAGGAAAAAAAACCCCAAAAAAAGCACAGAGCCAGAAACGAAAAAGAAAAGAAAGCACAUCUUCUCUGGCUGAAAAACCAGCACCUAAGAGAGCUAGAGCUGGCCCCACCCCUAGAGCUAAGAAGAAAGCCCCAGGCUCCACCCCCAGCAGAGGUUCCAGCGUAGCAUCAUCAGUCAAAGCUGAGGAGGAAGAGGAAGAUUUUGAUGCCAGCGCACCUCCCACUGACGACUCUGGUGAUGAGGAUUUUGAAAUGGAGUCUGAUGAGAGAAAAGCCUCUGGUGGGAAAAAAAAGAAAAAAGGCAGCGAUGAUGCAGAUGAUGAGCAAGAGGAAGAGGAUGGUGCUAGUGGGAGGAAGAAGAGGGUCACCAAGGUAGCAGUCAGGAGGCGGAUACCAAAAGCUGCUGGAGCCAACAAGUCCAGGGACAUAAAGAAGGAGGAGGGUGAGGACAGCCUUGGUUCAAUAAGCAGUGACAAUGAUGAAGAGGAAGCUGAGGAUGAAGGUGCUCUUAGCUCCUGGAAGAAAAAAGAGGAAGAACGUCAGAAGGAGAUAGAGAAAAAACAAAGAGAAGAGGCUGCCAGAAAAGAGAAGGAAGAAAAAGAGCGCAUACAGAAGGCUAAAGCUGAGCUGAAACUGGAGCGACAGAAGAAGCAGGAGGCUGGGGGGGAGGAGGAAGAGGACACGCCCAACAAACACAGCAAGAGGGAGAGGAAGAAGAAAAAAUUUGAUGACUUUGUCUUGGCCAAAAAGGCUACUCAGGAUGAUAGGGAGAAAUCAUCAGAGAGUGAUAAGAAAAAGAAAGAGAAGAAAACAGAAGAGAAAGAAGUGAAAACAGAGAAGAUUCAGCCAGUAGCUAAAGAUAGCCCAGACAAAAAAGAAAAUGAUGAAGAAAAGAAAGAUAACAAAGUGAGUGAUAAAAAAGAAGAAGUUAGUGACGUGACUAAAGAGGCAGCUGAGGAGAGACUGAAAGAGGAAGUGAAGGAGUGUGUGGAGGAGCAGGCAGACAAGCCCGGCACACCUGUUGUGGCAGACAAACCCGGCACACCUGUGGUUGACAAACAGGACACUGCCAAACGGAAGCAUUCCAAGGAGAGGUCAGGCCAUGAACACAAGUCUGAAGAGGAAAAAGUGAAAGAGGAGAAGAAAAAGACACACAACGAGGAAGAGAAAAGGAGAAAAGAGGAGGACAAAAGCAGAAAAUUUGAAAAAGAAAAGAAAAUACAACAAGAAAAGGAACGCAAGAAACAAGAAAAGCUGGAACAGAAAAAGCGAGAAAAGAAGGAACAAAUAUCCUUUAGUUUAGCUGAAAACACUCUCAUUCAGAUGGAUGCAGAGAUCAAGAAAGCCCUGAACAUUGAGAGCUUGGACAUAGACAAGUGUGUUGCCAUCCUUGAAGACCUGGCAGCCAUCCCCGUCAACCCGCCACUGUUGCGCAAGAAUCCCAAUAUAAUGGCCACGAUAAAAAAAUGUCGCAAGUUUAAAAAAAGUGCUGCCAUCCAACAGAAGGCAGAAAUUAUUUAUCAUAAAUUUAAAUCUUUCUUCUUAGCAGAGGAGGCUGGAAAGCUCCCUGAACCCAAGUCCAAGUUGAGAGAAAACAAAGAGAACGAGCUGUCAUCUAGUGGUAGUGUUCCAUCCUUGCCUGCUGUCAAUGGGGACCCCAGGAACAAUAAUCUGGCAGAGACAACAACAGACGCUGGACACCCCAGUCCAUCAGGAACUCAUGCAGCAACAGAUGCUGGAUGUAACAGCCCAUCAAAAAGUCAGUCAGUGCCAAGUGCAGGCUGUAAUGGCGCCAGUCCAUCAACUCCUCCUGCAAGCAGCACAUGCAGUCAGAGAGUGGCCAGCACUGACCAGUCCUCUCCAGCCAACCCCUCAGACCUCUCAUCUGUUCAAGUGGACGACUCCCUGGUCACGCAGACUUCGGACCCCACGCUUAUACCAGGCUUAAAUUCUAUCUUUAGAGAUGGGCUGGACACUGGAGCUGACUCAGCCAGCCACGGGACUCAGCCUGAGUUGGAGAGUGCUGGUCUCAAGAAGGAACUGAGAACAUCUCAUGGGGAGCCAGUGACCUACGACCCCAGGAGGCCUCUGAGUCUGCCCCUGCCCCCAACAGUGGGUGAGGAUGAGGUAGAGGAGGAUGAAGCAGUCCCUGGGGGUGAGGCUGCCAGUCCAGUUAUUCCUCACGUGGGUGGAGCGCUGGCUCAAGUUGGUCUCUACCUGUCCAAUAUGGUGACUAAUGCUGUCAAACAAAUCACAGCACUGGACAGACUAGCCAACACCUACGGAACCUCCCCACCCCCAGCCACUAGAUCCAGCACCUACAGCUCCUCACCCCCCAGUCACCAGUCUCCUGUGACUGGCAGCAACCACACAGUUGUUGGCCAUGAAGACACGGCCGUACUCGAGUUGACCGAGGAUGAUGAUGAAGAAUUGUUAGAAUCAAAGCGGAGAGACCUGAAUGCCAGGAUUGAAGAGCUGAUGAGACAGGAGCAGGAAGGUGGGGGGUCAGAUGAGGAGGUCUCAGGGGCAGGAGUGGCGGAUGAGGUGAUGGAAGAGGCCAAACAAGAGGAGGAAGAGGAACCACUGAUUGAUGAUGAUGAGCUGCAUAAUCUACUGGGGGUUUGACUGGUCAACAAGUUUGUGUGUGCAUGUGUCAGACUGUGUGUG